CUUCCGGUGCUUGCUAUGCUGUCGACGCCAUCUUAGGGUUGGGAGUCCGCCGGUUGGGACCGUGGGUCGGGAAUCGGACACGUCAGUGCCGCCUGCGACGUAAGCAGGCCCGACCCAGCCCUCUGGCGCUUGAUUGGGUGCUGCGACCGCUUACGCGUCGCGCUUCCUUGUCUGCUCCGCAUGUUCAGGGCGGCUUGGUCUCUUUUCCCCUCCGCAGAGAAGAGGCGAUGGCGGCGAUGGUAUCUCUCGGCGCUCUGGCGCUACUCCUGCUGUCUGGCCUCUCUUGCUGCUCAGCAGAGGCCUGCCUGGAGCCCCAGAUCACCCCUUCCUACUAUACCACCUCAGAUGCUGUCAUUUCCACUGAGACUGUCUUCAUCGUGGAGAUCUCACUGACCUGCAAGAACAGGGUCCAGAACAUGGCCCUUUAUGCUGACGUUAGUGGAAAGCAAUUUCCUGUAACCCGGGGCCAGGAUGUGGGCCGAUACCAGGUGUCCUGGAGCCUGGAGCAUAAGAGCGCCCAUGCCGGCACCUAUGAAGUUAGAUUCUUCGAUGAAGAGUCCUACAGCCUCCUAAGGAAACACCUCCUUUGCAGGCUCAGAGAAAUAAUGAGGACGUUUCCAUCAUCCCACCCCUGUUUACAGUCAGUGUGGAUCAUCGGGGCACUUGGAAUGGGCCCUGGAUCUCCACAGAGGUGCUGGCUGCAGCAAUUGGCAUAGUGAUCUACUACCUAGCCUUCAGUGCAAAGAGCCACAUCCAGGCCUGAGGGCAGCACCCCCAGCCCUCCACUGCUUCUUUCAAUAAACAGUCACUAUUUGCCAUGGGUGCAUUUAA
Nannospalax galili (Upper Galilee mountains blind mole rat) is the source of this 831-nucleotide messenger RNA. It is a transcript of the gene Ssr4, whose product is annotated as signal sequence receptor subunit 4. The record is from RefSeq and is a predicted model, not a curated record. NCBI's taxonomy places the organism in Eukaryota, Metazoa, Chordata, Mammalia, Rodentia, Spalacidae. Gene Ontology annotation, cellular component: endoplasmic reticulum; membrane; endomembrane system. The transcript has 6 exons. Bases 228 to 716 code for a protein of 162 amino acids.